Messenger RNA from Penicillium vulpinum, 237 nucleotides. Its product is annotated as tetratricopeptide repeat protein. Gene Ontology annotation, molecular function: protein binding. The record is from RefSeq and is a predicted model, not a curated record. NCBI's taxonomy places the organism in Eukaryota, Fungi, Ascomycota, Eurotiomycetes, Eurotiales, Aspergillaceae. The transcript has a single exon. Bases 1 to 237 code for a protein of 78 amino acids.
AUGGCCAAUCUCAGCAAAAUCUAUUUAUCCCAGAACAAGUUGGAUUUCGUGAAAGAGAUGACGGAGACAGUAUACGCGCGCCGAGAAAGAAUAUUUGGGAAAGAUCAUCCUAACACUGUUGUAGCGCUGGAGACUUUGAGGAAAUUGUCAUACAGAGCCGGAUUAGAGGGCUCAGCUCGCGUCGACUCAUUGGAGGACCAACUGGAGACUGAAAGGACGGAGAUCAUGGGAGGAUAG